Oncorhynchus mykiss (rainbow trout) is the source of this 5857-nucleotide messenger RNA. Lineage: Eukaryota; Metazoa; Chordata; Actinopteri; Salmoniformes; Salmonidae. The record is from RefSeq and is a predicted model, not a curated record.
CACCCAUUUCUCAAACGGUACAGUCCCGUUAUAAUCGGGAAGAGCCAGGACCUGUACAGUCCCGUUAUACUCGGUCAGAGCUAGGAGCGUUACAGUCCCGUUAUACUCGGGUAGAGCGAGGCGCUCCGAAUAGCGGUUUGAGGAAUGAGGCGGAAAAGGCGAGGAGAACAUGUACACAGGACUUCUCUAAACGAAAAUGCUUUGAUAUGGAAGAUGUGUUUGUUGCUGAGAUGGUGGAUUCCUGUACUAUUCCUGACAGAUCUCCCAUCAAGCUCAGCCAUCCAGGUCUCCUCUCGUGAAGACAAGAAGUAUGCCACGCUGUUCCAGUCGGUGGUCCUGCCGUGUCAAUACUCCAGCAUGUCCACCCAGACGCCUGUGGUCCAAUGGUGGUACAAGUCUUACUGCCGCGACCGCACCCGCGACGCCUUCAGCUUCCCGGAGGGCCUGGGGGUACGGGGCUCCUCGUCCCAUCUAGACUGCUCCGAUUCUAGCCGCACCGUCCGCGUGGUGGCCUCCGUCACCGGAUCCUCCAUCACCCUGGCCGAGCACUACAAGGGCAGAGAUAUUACUAUCAUCAACAAGGCUGACCUGCGUAUCGGGGAGCUCCAGUGGGGAGACAGUGGCGUUUACCUGUGUAAGGUGAUCAUCUCUGACGACCUCGAGGGCAGGAAUGAGGCCCCUGUGGAGCUUCUGGUGUUGGGUAAGACAGGUACAGGUGUGUCAGAUGAUCUCCUGCCUGACUUUGAUGUGAAGAUUAUGCCAGAAUGGGCCUUUGUGGGCUCGGUAGCCCUGGGUAUUAUCCUGUUCAUCUUGCUGUUUGGUGUGUGUUGGUGCCAGUGCUGUCCUCACUCCUGCUGCUGUUAUGUGUCCUGUUGGUGCUGCCCUGAGACCUGCUGCUGCCCACGACACUUGUACGAGGCAGGAAAGGGGUUGAGGAGCAGGGCUUCGUCCCCCCAGAUCGCUGUCUAUCCACCCUACUACGUACCUGGGGUCCCGGCCAUGGUCCCCAUCGCUCCCCCCUCCCUGGUGGACACCACGAUGAUGUCCGCUCCCCCCUCUGUGUCAGAGAGCAGUGCAGCUGGAGUGCGGCCUGUGUACCGGCUGCAGUCUACUCUGGAUCAGUCCUCUCUGGAUCAGGACUCUCUGAAGGUGUUGCAGCACGUAGAGAAACAGCUGGCUCUUUUCCACCCGGCCAAGGCCCAGAGCCACGACUCCUGCAGUAUCUCAGAGCUCAGUUCUCUCCAUGAGGUGGAUACAGGGGGUUUCCGUCAGUCUUACCGCCAGAUACAGAAGAAGGCCCUGCCAGCCAUCCCUGACCACGACCGUGACCUUGAAGACAUCCCUGACCUCCAUCCUCCCUCGUCCUCCUCUCAGACCCGUCGCCCCACACGCUACCAGCACCGCCGCAACCGCAGCAUUGAGGAGGACCAUCAUCAUGAUAAUAACAGCAGGUGGAACCCUCGUUCAGAGCACCUGCAGCGUAAGGCCUUCCUCCUGGGUGGGAAGUCAGGCUCUCUGGAUGAGCUGGAGGAGUUUUCCCAGUGCUACAGACAGAGAGGCCCCAGGGAGGAGCUCACUGUCAGGGACAUCAGAGACACCGACCAGGAGUACGAGAGACUGGAGCUGCGGGAACGAGAAGGUGACCGGGAUAGGGAUCGAGAUCGGGAAUACUGUCCGCCUUCUUACCGGGACAAGACGACGAAACGUGGUUACCGUGAUAACAGAGAUCGCGAUGACCGCGCAGAGACUUGGCGAGAACGAGAUCGCCAAGAGGAUUGCCAUGGAGAUCGUCAGGGAAACCGACAACGCAGUCCGCCACCCUCGCCCAAGAAGAGACGGGGCACGUGGGACAAUGAGCUGGAGCAGCGCCCCCCUAAACCCCCCGCCCCUCCUCCUCCUCCUCGCCAGAGCCCCCGGGGGCGGGACUACGAUGACGAACUCCUGAGCACUCUUUUGGAGCGCAAGACCAGACGGGGUGGGGCCAGUGACAGUGGAGGUGAUAGGGGCAGGGGAGGGGGGCGCAGCGAAGAGGACACGCCCUCAGACACACCCUCUAAGGGCUCUAAGGGCUCUAAGAAGAGCAGCGGCAGUGGCGGUGAGCGUCACCAUGGCCGUUGUCCUAGCAACAGGGAGGUGGAGUUGGUAUUAGACUCACGGGGAGAAGACUCUCUACCCCCGUACUGCCAGACUGCGUUAGAGCGGUUCAGAGCCGCUGAGCGCCCCUCCCCCUCCCCUCGCCCCUCCACCCAUUCUUCCCGCCCCUCCAACGGAGGCUCCACCCAUAGCCACACCCAUACCCUACAGCAGGAGAGCGGAGAGGAGCGGGAUAAGCCCCGGAAAGUGGUAUGGAGGCUCACCUUAACAGAUAUACUGUGACUCAGGUGAGAAAGGAAUCUGUUUUAGAAGUCAUUGCACCUGUGCCUCUUUAGCCAGAGAGAUAAGCAGAAUCAGACCAUAAUAAGAAAAGCUGGAAAACUAUCGUCAAGAUCUGAACCUGAACCACUGCUUACCUUUUAUAGCGUUCCAUUCUGGGGGUUUUCUUAUUCCCUGGGUUUGUUUUUCUAAUCUAAUGGUUUACAACUGUGUUUAUAUGGACUUUUAUGGAUCUAACUCCAUUUGUCUGCAAUCAGUUACAAUUAAAAGGCACAGGUGAUUAGAUAUCACAUUUGUUCAACUUAACAUAUUGACUAGCACUACUACUACUACAACUACUACUACUACCACCACUACUACUACUACUACUACUACUACCACUACUACUACUUGGCUAAUGCCAGCGUUGUGUUCAGCCUUCUAACAGUUUUUUUGUUUUACCUCAGUUGAAAUGGCAGAGCCAGGUCAAAUCUCUUUGUAACCUUUGUGCCCCCAAUGUGACCCCAGAACCUGACGUCACUUAUCCUUCUUAUUCUGCCUGCUUGCUGCUCCUCUCCCAACUAACUGACAGAGCUUGGCUUGCUACUCCUCUCCCAACUAACUGACAGAGCUUGGCUGAGACGAGCGGGGUAUUUUCACCAUUACACUGAGCCAAAUGAGCACAAAGCACAGCUUCCAUCACUCUGCACACACGUGACUAACGUGAAGCUCUCUUGCUGUUUUCUUUUAACAGAGCACUCUUCUUAGCAGAGACUCUCUCAUAGUUUGAUGCCUGGAGAGGACACAUACAGACUCUGGGAAAGACACAGGGGAUUAUCCUCUACCCCCCCAUCACCCCACACAGGGGAUCAUCCUCUACUCCCCCCAUCACCCCACACAGGGGAUCAUCCUCUACCCCCCCAUCACCCCACACAGGGGAUCAUCCUCUACCCCCCCCAUCACCCCACACUGGGGAGGAGAGAGGUUCUCAGAGCACACUAGGCAAGCAGAGAACCCCAUGGAGAGGUCAGUGACCAGCAGAGGGAAUGGCUACCUCUGAGUGACAGGCAGUACAACAACUGGACUGACCAUGGCACAGGACGUGGGACGGUCUGAUCAGACUUUAGAUACACAUCAAUCACCAUGACCUAAGAAGAAGAGUACUGUUCAGAGCUGUGACAAAGACCUCUGGAUGCACAGGACAAAUAGCACUGUGUGUGUGUGAGAGACGAAGUAUGGUGCUUAUUCCUGUCUGCUCUUUUGUGUGUCAGAGUGAAUAGUUUCUCCAUCUCCCUCUCCAUUCUAUUCUCCUCUCUCACUUACAACACACACUGAAUGACGAUGUCAUUCCGGAGUUUCUGUCACUGCCACCUCUACACAGUGCAACGCUCUCUCUGUGAAGUCGCUGAAUGAUGAUGUCACUCUGGGGUUUCUGCCACAGCCUGCACCACCACUGCCCAGUCACGGCCGAAGGCCGCCGUUGAGACAACGUUUGGAUUCUGUUGUGUGAAUGGUGUGGAUCCCCCAUACCAUUGUGUUUGUCAGUGUAAAGCACCUGUUGGCCUUGCUUGGCCUUGACUCUGUGGAUAGAGGACACAGUGUUUCUUAAUCAUUGUGUUUAAUGCAAUGAUACAAUGUGGGUUAUACCCAGUAAGUUUGGACUAGAGGGUACUACUAACAGAGCCGGGGAGAGAAACUGGAACUUUAGGGACGGCAGGUAGCCUAGCGGUUAAGAGCGAAAGGUCGGUGGUUCAAAUCCUCGAGCCGCCUAGGGUGAAAAGAAAUGUGUUGAUGUGCCCUUGAGCAAGGCACUUAACCCCAAUCGCUCCUGUAAGUCGCUCUGGAUAAGAGUGUCUGCUAGAUGACGUAAAUGUACUGGGUUGUGAUUAUGUGCCAUCUAUCCUUCGAAGACUGUAUUUGGUUUAUAAUAGUUUUAUACAUAGUUUAUCAACUCUGCCUGUCUCUGUGUUAAAUCAUGUUGUGAUUACAAUGCAGUAAAUGAUUGUGCAAGUGUAACUGAAAGCACUUGUGGGUAUGUCUGUGUGUGUUUAAGAUAAGAUAACCAAGGUGUGUUUAGUUUUCUUAUCAUUGUUGUGUAAACCGCUAAACACACAACUUUAUCUCCACUCAUUAGCACUUACACACACACACACACACACACACAUUUACUGACCUUCAUGCAAACAUACUGGCUGUCAACUUACCACAGCUCUUUCUCGCGCCUUGUAGAAGGAUUCGUUACAAUUGUUCAUGUUUAGUGUUGUUGUUUUUUUCCACUUCUUUCAGUGUAGUUAUUGUUCAUAGCUUUUGUGCUUUUCUAUGUUAUUUUCUUUCUAUGCUUGUUCUACGUCAUCGUGUUCCUGUGUUCCAUUUAUCUGUCUGUCAAUGAGACGGUUGUUUCACAGCCCAGCUCCCUGUCUGUCAAUGAGACGUUGUUUCACUGAGUUGAAGUCAUAGGCGACAGGCAACAAUGGCUUUGUCUAUUUAUGAUCAUCACCAACUGACUGUUACUCUAAGAGAUCUGGUAAUCACACACACACACACACACACACACACACACACACACACACACACACACACACACACACAGUAUCUUGGAAAGUGCAUGUUGGUGAACACUAAACGGCGGCAGGGUAGCCUAGUGGUUAGAGUGUUGGACUAGUAACCGAAAGGUUGCAAGUUCAAAUCCCCGAGCUGACAAGGUACAAAUCUGUUCCUAGGCCGUCAUUGUAAAUAAGAAUGUGUUCUUAACUGACUUGCCUAGUUAAAUAAAGGUAAAAUAAAUAAACACUGAAGUUGUAUUUCUCCUUUAGGUCACCUUGUUAUAGUAACUUAUACCAUAAGUGGGGCUUUUUGCAAUAACACUUACCGUCCGUUACAAACUAAUACCUAAUUAACUAUUAUUUAUUAUUUACCUCCAGAGACGCAGUUUAACCACAGCCUUUACCUCAAAUACUGUUGACCAGGCAGCUUCAAUCUCAUUCAAUAAAGUCUACUUAAUCUACACAUCUUCUCCACUGUCCUUCAUUCAGUUUAUAAGGACCUUUUGUCAUCCUUCAGGUGUUAUGUCUUUAUGGUGGUAAAGUAUGUCUUAUAAAUCACUGUAGUAAAGUAUGUCUUAUAAAUCACUGUAGUAAAGUAUGUCUUAUAAAUCACUGUAGUAAAGUAUGUCUUAUAAAUCACUGUAGUAAAGUAUGUCUUAUAAAUCACUGUAGUAAAGUAUGUCUUAUAAAUCACUGUAGUAAAGUAUGUCUUAUAAAUCACUGUAGUAAAGUAUGUCUUAUAAAUCACUGUAGUAAAGUAUGUCUUAUAAAUCACUGUAGUAAAGUAUGUCUUAUAAAUCACUGUAGUAAAGUAUGUCUUAUAAAUCACUGUAGUAAAGUAUGUCUUAUAAAUCACUGUAGUAAAGUAUGUCUUAUAAAUCACUGUAGUAAAGUAUGUCUUAUAAAUCACUGUAGUAAAGUAUGUCUUAUAAAUCACUGUAGUAAAGUAUGUCUUAUAAAUC